Messenger RNA from Lytechinus pictus (painted urchin), 2628 nucleotides. Its product is annotated as rRNA-processing protein UTP23 homolog. The transcript has 4 exons. Gene Ontology annotation, cellular component: small-subunit processome; nucleolus. Bases 501 to 1265 code for a protein of 254 amino acids. Gene Ontology annotation, molecular function: small ribosomal subunit rRNA binding. Lineage: Eukaryota; Metazoa; Echinodermata; Echinoidea; Temnopleuroida; Toxopneustidae. The record is from RefSeq and is a predicted model, not a curated record.
ACAGGCCCCAGAUUUCAUCUCGUCGUGCAACAGGCCGCUGGGCUCCGGCCCGCGCGGGCCGGAGCUCCCUGGGUUAAGCCUGAGCCUAAGGCUAAGCUGAGCCUGAGCUGACGCGGCCGCGGUGCUGGUUGCGCUGCCUGCGCUGAGCUGAGGAACGUCGGAAACUUAAAUUAUUAAUUAAAUGACAUGAAGAUGCAAUCGAGCGUUUUGUUGGCCGCCAUUUUGUUGAAAGCCUAAGAUUUAAUCAUACCUCCGCUUCAUUUUCCAACAAAUCGUAUCCGAAAGUGGUCCUUUCAUAGCAGCCAGCAAAAACUUGAAGGCACACGUGCUUCGCCAUUUUUAAAAGUUUAUGAAUAUUCAUGCCCAACCAUGACGUCACGGAAUCACAAGCACAUGGCGGGUUGCUGUUGAAAUGCAAGCCGACUCAGCUCAGACCGUCUGAAAUAACAGAUAGACCUCUAAUAAUUGUCACAGCUGAUCUAGAAGAGUAAUCAUCCAUCAUGAAGGUCAAGAGAUACAAGCACGCACGCAAAUACCUUGGCUUCUACAAGCACAACUUCAACUUCCGAGAGCCGCAUCAGGUCCUCAUAGAUGGAACGUUCACACGCAUGGCUCUCCAGAACAAGAUCAACAUCAAGGAGCAGCUGCCUAAAUAUCUAGGAGGAGAGGUUCAGUUGACGACAACAAACUGCAUCCUGAAGGAAGCGGAAGCGUUGGGCAAGGCGGUGUACGGCGCGUACGUCAUCCUGAAGAGGUUCCAAGUGAGAAGAUGCGGUCACAAGGAUAAACCGGUCUCUGCUUUCAAGUGUGUCAUGAGCAUGAUAGCUGACUCCAACAAGAACCACUAUUUUAUUGCUACUCAGGAUCCAGAUCUGAGUUCUCUUGUCCAUAGAACUCCAGGAACUCCACUCCUGUACCUUCACUUCAGUGCAAUAGUCCUGGAGAAACCCUCAGUCACCUCUACCACAGCUGCUUCUUCUAUGACAUCCAAGAAAAUCAACCCUUCGGAGUUUGAGAAGAGCGCCUUGAAGAAACUCCAAGCAGCGGAUGGGACCGAUGAAGGAAAGAAGAAGAGGAAGAAGCGGAGAGGACCAAAACAGCCGAACCCUCUGUCCGUGAAGAAGAAAAAGAAGAAGAGUCCUGAGCAGGUGUCGGUUGUGACAGGAGAUACUGAAGGAAAGAAAAAGAGGAGAAGGAGGAAGAAAGUGAAGAUAGCAUCACAUGCGGAGGAGCAACUUCAAAUUCAGCAUGCCUCUGGAUCCUGAAAUGCUCUACGUCUGCGAAAUGAAGGAUUACAAAAAAGGGUUGUCUGAUUCAAGCGGUAAGAAGAAACAAAAAGGUGGUAGAGAUACCGUCUUAAAUCUAGAGGGAUUUCAAGACUCAGAGUCUCCGUGAGAGAAUCCCUUUUUACAUCAUAAGUGGAGGUCUUAUGCAAUGGUAAUGUUGUGGAAACAUUCAUGUAGAAUCCUGUUGGUGAAUUUUAACUGUGAAUGUGAUAAGCUAUUGAUAUUCCUAUACAUGAUUGGCCAAGAUUUCACAUUGAUUUUUUCAAACCCUCAUAUGCAGGUGUUAAAGGGUUGGAAGGGAAAAGAUGCAAAUUAAUUUCCGCAAUAAGUUGCAGCUAGGUGGCUCAGAUUUUGUUUUGGCGCCUUACUUGAAGCAAGAGUUGCUUGCAGGAAUUCUGCUUUAAAGUUGCAAAGCAUUGAAUAAAGAGAGUUGCAUGCAUUUUUAAAGUUUCGCUUUUUUUCUACAAAAUAGUUAUAGGCAAAUGUAUCAGAGAGUUGAUCAUGUUGCUCACUGUUUCUUUUAGGUUGCGAGCAUUGCAAUCCCUCAUAUUCAAGGAGGACUCAAAUCUGAUUUCUCAUCAUGAUGAAGAAAAAAUUGAGGUAUUUCACAUACUGAAAUAGCGGGCGAUGUCAUCAGUUCAUUUGCAUAGCAACCGGGAUGUUUAUCCAUGUACGUGUAUAUUGCUGUUUUCUGAAUUAAGCAAACAUUUUGAAAUGUAUAACUUUUUUAUUUUAUAGCUGAUUUUGAUGAAAUUUUGAGCAUUAUAUAUAUAUUUUUUUUGGGGUGGGGUGAACUUGGCCUUAAACUUGGUCCACACAUUUAUGGAGUGCCAGCUGCUAUUCAAUCAUCAUGUUAUAUUUCAAUCCUGCAGUGAAAAGCUGUGAAGAAAUGUUUUUUUGUGAGGAAAUAAAUGGAGAAUCUAUCUCGGUGCAUAUCGGGGAGGUGCGAUAGCUUAAUCGAUAGAGCGGGGGGUUCGGAUUCCGGUGACCCGGGUUUGAUUCCCACUUGAUGUGCUAGUGCCCUUUGGUAAGGCAUUCAUCCUCAUUACCAGGUCCCUCAGAGAGGACCUUAAGCUGUCCGUCCCUUGGUUGCUUGCUUACAAGCAUUCAUGCUUUCUUAGCAAUCAGGUAAAAAAAAUGCUACCAAAGAAAGCAACAGUUCUAGGAUUGUAAAUUCUACCUGAUAUUGAAAUCAGUAAAGUUUCUCUCUCUCAAGUACACAUAUCAAAACUUUGCAUUUGGAACGACUGAUUUUGGGACAGAAAACUGAAAAGUUUCAAGAAUCGAAAGAUUUUCACUGCUAAACUCUAAAUUCAAUUAAUACUCAAUUUUCAAUAUCUGA